Messenger RNA from Esox lucius (northern pike), 8446 nucleotides. RefSeq names its product serine-rich adhesin for platelets. The record is from RefSeq and is a predicted model, not a curated record. The transcript has 18 exons. The coding region runs from base 141 to 8288 and encodes 2715 amino acids. NCBI's taxonomy places the organism in Eukaryota, Metazoa, Chordata, Actinopteri, Esociformes, Esocidae. Gene Ontology annotation, molecular function: protein binding; calcium ion binding.
AACAUGGACAUGUUGACAUAUGACAUACAUGCAUUGUCUCUCACUUGUGUACAAGGAAAUCAUUUCUUUGCCUCACAUAGCAGACUACUGUAUAUGGGCUGGGUUAAAAUGUGAUUUAACUUUGAAAGAAUAAGGUAAAAAUGCAAAAAAAGACAGUCUCUUGGCUUUUCAAGGUCGCUAUUAUUUUAUUUGUCAUCCAAGUAACAGCAACAGCAGCUGGUCUCUCAAAUGAAUCAUCUGACUAUUCCUGCCAAAUAGUCUUCACUAAAUCAACAGGCUCUUUAAGCGAUGACCAAAUUCCGUUUGAUACAUGGACAGUCUCAAAUGAUGCAAAGACUUCCACAUUUACAACACCUGUCACACCAAAGGCAACGUUAACAAUCAAGUCAAGUGAUGUCCCCACUGCCUCAAUUACAUCAAUGUUCACUUCAAGUGAUGUCAUAAUUCUCGCUACAACAUCAACAGUAAUAUCGAAUGAAGUCAUAACGCCCUCAGCACUCCAUAUUGUCCCUUCAACCGAUGCCAGUACUCUCUCAAAUACAUUGACCUCUCUCAAAUACAUUGAUGCCUCAACUACCAGUCAGAGCUCAAUGGGAGACAUCGUUUCUGCAUCAGCCCUCACAACAUCAACAGCUACUUCAACUGAUGCUCCCUCAAUUACCAUUGUUUUAAAUAAUGCCAAUACUCCUCAUAGUACACUCACAGUCCCUUCAAGUGAUGUCAACAAUCCCUCAACUACAUCAACAGCCACUUCAAACGAUGCCUUAAUGUCUUCUAUUUUUUCUACAGUCACUUUAAGUGAUUCUACUACUUUAUCUACUUCAAUGACAGGCUCUAUAAGUGACGUUCCAGCAAACACUUCAGUGAAAAACACUAUUGUCAGAUGUGUAUCAGGUGCUGUUGUAAAUGCCAUUAGGCUGGAAAAUGUUACUAGUCAGGUUAUCACUGCAAGUUGGAUGGGCAUCAACCUGAAUCAAGAAAUUCAGUACACAGUGAAGUUGGUGUCUUAUUCAUCCUCAAUCCAGAACGAGACCUCAGUCACCAAAGCUGUUUUCUUAGACCUUACUCCAGCAACCAUGUACACUCUCACUAUUGAGUACUUAUCCUGUGGCGUCAAGAAAAACAUUUCAAUAGACGUAGUCACAACUGGAAAAGUCUAUGAUUGUUCCACUCGAAUUCCAGGCGGAGAGUUUUUGUCUGAUUAUUUAAAUCAAUCCAGCAGCCUUUAUAAAGACUUUGUGACCAACUUCACCAUGCAGGUUGUAAAUAAUCUCCCAGAACAGUACCAAGACCUUAUCAAGACUCAACAAAUGAUGGUGGUUGUGAGAGCUGUUCGCAAUGGAAGUCUGAUUGUUGACUUUGAUCUAUUCGUUGCUUCGGUGGUCAACUUAUCAACCUCUGCCGUGCAGAUCAGUGUCAUCAAUGCCUUAAACAGAUCUGCACUCGGAGUAGAUCACAAUAGCACCUUUGUUAAAGAUGCAGAUCUUUGUCAAAGAGGAAAUUACGCAUGCUCACAAAAUGCCAGUUGUGUCACAGAGGGACCUUCAUAUUCAUGUAACUGUCAGGCGGGAUUCUAUGACAUAAACCCAGUGGUGCCUGGUACUGACUGCAUGAGCAUAUCAGUGGAUGCCACCACUACUGCAACAGCAUCAACAGUCUCACCAAGUGAUGCCACCACUGCCUCAAUUACAUCAACAGUCUCUCCAAGUGAUGCCACCACUGCCUCAAUUACAUCAACAGUCUCUCCAAGUGAUGCCACCACUGCCUUAACUACAUCAACAGUCUCUCCAAAGGAUGCCACCACUGACUCAACUACAUCAACAGUCUCGCCAAGUGAUGCCACCACUGCAUCAAUUACAUCAACAGUCUCCUCAAGUGAUGCCACCACUGCCAUAACUAGAUCAAAAGUCUCUCCAAGGGAUGCCACCACUGACUCAACUGCAUCAACAGUCUCUCCAAGUGAUGACUCCACUGCCUCAACUACAUCAACAGUCUCUCCAAGUGAUACCACCACUGACUCAACUACAUCAACAGUCUCUCCAAGUGAUGCCACCACUGCCUUAACUACAUCAACAGUCUCUCCAAAGGAUGCCACCACUGACUCAACUACACCAAUAGUCUUUCCAAGUGAUGCCACCACUGACUCAACUACAUCAACAGUCUCUCCAAGUGAUGACUCCACUGCCUCAACUACAUCAACAGUCUCUCCAAGUGUUGCCACCACUGACUCAACUACAUCAACAGUCUCUCCAAAGGAUUCCACCACUGACUCAACUGCAUCAACAGUCUCUCCAAGAGAUGCCACCACUGCCUCAACUACAUCAACAGGCUCUCCAAGUGAUGCCACCACUGACUCAACUACAUCAACAAUCUCUCCAAGUGAUGCCACCACUGACUCAACUGCAUCAACAGUCUCUCCAAGUGAUGCCACCACUGACUCAACAACAUCAACAGUUUCACCUAGUGAUGCCAACACUGCCUCAUUUACAUCAACAGUCUCUCCAAGUGAUACCACCACUGCCUUAACGAGAUCAACAGUCUCUCCAACGGAUGGCACCACUAAUUCAACUGCAUCAACAGUCUCUCCAAGUGAUGCCACCACUGCCUUAACUGCAUCAACAGUCUCUCCAAGAGAUGCCACCACUGCCUCAACUGCAUCAACAGUCUCUCCAAGUGUUGCCACCACUGACUCAACUACAUUGACAGUCUCUCCAAAGGAUGCCACCACUGACUCAACUGCAUCAACAGUCUCUCCAAGUGAUGCCACCACUGACUCAACUACAUCAACAGUCUCUCCAAGUGAUGCCACCACUGACUCAAUUACAUCAACAGUCUCUCCAAGUGAUGCCACCACUGACUCAACUACAUCAACAGUCUCUCCAAGUGAUGCCACAACUGCCUCAAUUACAUCAACUGUCUCUCCAAGGGAUGCCACCACUGCCUCAUCUACAUCAACAGUCUCUCUUAGUGAUGCAACCCCUGCCUUAACUACACCAACAAUCUCUUCAAGUGAUGCCACCACUGACUCAACUACACCAACAGUCUCGCUAAGUGAUGCCACCACUGCUUCAAGUACACCAACAGUCUCUUUAAGUGAUGCAACCACUGCCUUAACUACAUCAACAGUCUCUCCAAAGGAUGCCACCACUGACUCAACUGCAUCAACAGUCUCUCCAAAGGAUGCCACCACUGACUCAACUGCAUCAACAGUCUCUCCAAAGGAUGCCACCACUGCCUCAACUACAUCAACAGUCUCUCCAAGUGAUACCACCACUGACUCAACUACAUCAACAGUCUCUCCAAGUGAUCCCACCACUGACUCAACUACAUCAACAGUCUCACCUAGUGAUGCCACCACUGCCUCAUUUACAUCAACAGUCUUUCCUAGUGAUGCCACCACUGCCUCAUUUACAUCAACAGUCUCUCCUAGUGAUGCCACCACUGCCUCAAUCACAUCAACUGUCUCUCCAAGUGAUGCCACCACUGCUUCAACUACACCAACAGUCUCUCUAAGUGAUGCAACCACUGCCUUAACUACAUCAACAGUCUCUCCAAAGGAUGCCACCACUGACUCAACUGCAUCAACAGUCUCUCCAAAGGAUGCCACCACUGCCUCAACUGCAUCAACAGUCUCUCCAAAGGAUGCCAUCACUGCCUCAACUACAUCAACAGUCUCUUCAAGUGAUGCCACCACUGCUUCAACUACAUCAACAGUUUAUCUAAGUGAUACAACCACUGCCUUAACUACAUCAACAGUCUCUCCAAGUGAUGCCACCACUGCCUUAACUUCAUCAACAGUCUCACCAAAGGAUGCCACCACCGACUCAACUACAUCAACAGUCUCUCCAAGUGAUGCCACAACUGCCUCAAUUACAUCAAAAGUCUCUCCAAGGGAUGCCACCACUGCCUCAACUACAUCAACAGUCUUUCUAAGUGAUGCAACCACUGCCUUAACUACACCAACAAUCUCUCCAAGUGAUGCCACCACUGACUCAACUACAUCACAAGUCUCGAUAAGUGAUGCCACCACUGCCUCAAUUACAUCAACUGUCUCUCCAAGUGAUGCCACCACUGCUUCAACUACAUCAACAGUCUCUCUAAGUGAUGCAACCACUGCCUUAACUACAUCAACAGUCUCUCCAAGUGAUGCCACCACUGCCUCAAUUACAUCAACAGUCUCUCCAAGUGAUGCCACCACUGCUUCAACUAUAUCAACAGACUCUCUAAGUGAUGCAACCACUGCCGUAACUACAUCCACAGUCUCUCCAAAGGAUGCCACCACUGACUCAACUGCAUCAACAGUCUCUCCAAAGGAUGCCACCACUGACUCAACUAAAUCAACAGUCUCUCUAAGUGAUGCCACCACUGACUCAACUACAUCAACAGUCUCUCCAAGUGAUGCCACCACUGCCCUAACUACAUCAACAGUCUCUCCAAAGGAUGCCACCACUGACUCAACUACACCAACAGUCUCUCCAAGUGAUGCCACAACUUACUCAACUACAUCAACAGUCUCUCCAAGUGAAGUCAUUAGUCCCUUUACCUCGUUGACGUUCACGUCAAGUGAUAACUCCACUACCCGUCAGAGCUCAAUGGGAGACAUUGUUUCUGCAUCAGCCCCCACAGCAUCAACAGCUACUUCGAGUGUUGCCAUCUCUUCCUUAACUCUUUCCACAGUCUCAUCAAGUGAUGUAACCCCUCCCUCAAAUAUAUUGCCGGUCUCUUCAGUUGAUGCCAGAACUUCCCCUGCUCUGUCUAGAGUCACUUCAACUGAUACCACCACUUCAGGUGAUGUCAUCACUUCCUCUAUGACAUUGACAGUCACUUCAAGUGAUGCCUCUAGAAGAAAUCAGACCUCAAUGGGAGAAACUCUUACUGCAACAGCUCCCACAAUAUCAACAGUCCCUUCAACUGAUGCUCCCUCAAAUACCGUUGUUUUAAAUGAUGCCAAAACUUCUCAUAGUACAAUCACAGUCCCUUCAAGUGAUGCCAACAAUCCCUCAACUACAUCAACAGCCACUUCAAACGAUGCCUUAAUGUCUUCUAUUCUUUCUACAGUCACUUUAAGUGAUUCUACUACUUUAUCUACUUCAAUGACAGGCUCUACAAAUGAUGUUCCAGCAAACACUUCAGUGAAAAACACUACUGUCAGAUGUGUAUCAAGUGCUGUUGUAAAUGCCAUUAGGCUGGAAAAUGUUACUAAUCAGGUUAUCACUGCAAGUUGGAUGGGCAUCAACCUGAAUCAAGAAAUUCAGUACACAGUGAAGUUGGUGUCUUAUUCAUCCUCAAUCCAGAACGAGACCUCAGUCACCAAAGCUGUUUUCUUAGACCUUACUCCAGCAACCAUGUACACUCUCACUAUUGAGUACUUAUCCUGUGGCGUCAAGAAAAACAUUUCAAUAGACGUAGUCACAACUGGAAAGGUCUAUGAAUGUUCCACUCGAAUUCCGAGUGGAGAGUUUUUCUCUGAUUAUUUAAAUCAAUCCAGCAGCCUUUAUAAAGACUUUGUGAUCAAUUUCACCAUCCAGGUUGUAAAUAAUCUCCCAAAACAAUACCAGGACCUUAUAAGUGCUCAACAAAUGAUGGUGAUUGUGAGAGAUGUUCGCCAAGGAAGUGUGAUCGUUGACUUUGAUCUGGUGACUGCUUUCGAUGUUAACCUAUCAACGUCUGAUGUCAGGACGAGUGUCAUCAAUGCCCUGAACUUAUCUACACUCAGAGUAGAUCUCAAUAGUACCCAUGUUCAAGAUGCAGAUCUUUGCCAAAGAGGAAUUUACGCAUGCUCACAAAAUGCCAGUUGUGUCACAGAGGGACCUUCAUAUUCAUGUAACUGUAAGGCGGGAUUCAAUGACAUAAACCCAGUGGUGCCUGGUACUGACUGCAUGAUCAUAUCAGUGGAUGCCACCACUGACUCAACUGCAUCAACAGUCUCUCCAAGUGAUGCAACCACUGCCUUAACUACAUCAACAGUCUCUCCAAGUGAUGCCACCACUGCCUCAAUUACAUCAACAGUCUCUCCAAGUGAUGCCACCACUGCCUCAAUUACAUCAAUAGUCUCUCCAAGUGAUGCCACCACUGACUCAACUCCAUCAACAGUCUCUCCAAGUGAUGCCACCACUGCCUCAACUACAUCAACAGUCUCUCCAAGUUAUGCCACCACUGACUCAACUGCAUCAACAGUCUCUCCAAGUGAUGCCACCACUGCCUCAACUACAUCAACAGUCUCUCCAAGUGAUGCCACCACUGCCUUAACUACAUCAACAGUCUCUCCAAAGGAUGUCAUUAGUCCCUCUACCUCGUUGACGUUCACUUCAAGUGAUAGCUCCACUACCCUUCAGACCUCAAUGGGAGACAUUGUUUCUGCAUCAGCCCCCACAACAUCAGCAGCUACUUCAAGUGUUGCCAUCUCUUCCUUUAGGAUAUCGGCAGUUUCCUCAAGUGAUGUCACCUAUCUCUCAACUAGAUUGCCAGUCUCUUCAAUUGAUGCCAGAACUUCCUCUGCACCUUCUAGAGUCAUUUCAACUGAUACCACCAUUUCAAGUGAUGUCAUCACUUCCUCUAAGAUUUCGACAGUCACCUCGAGUGAUUCUUCAUCUACCAGCCAAUCCUCACUGGGAAGCACUGUUUUGACAACAGUCUUCACCAAUGCAUCCAUAGAAACUAAAGUCCCAACAAUAUUAACAGUGAUUUCAACUGAUGCCACCAUUCCUCCUUCUACAUCAACAGUCUCUUCAAAUAGUGUUUCCUCAUCUACAUCAGUACAUCCAAUUAAUGUCAAAACAACUUCCCAGACAUCCUCUUCAAUUCAGAAUCUGUCGUAUACAUAUUCAGUAACUUCAAGUGAUGCCUCCAAUUCCAGUCAAACCUCAGUGAGAAGCAUUGAUUCAUCAACUGCCACAAUAAACACUAAUGCAUCCAUAGAGACUUUAGCCCCCUUGACAUCAACAGUGAAUUCAAGUGAUUCCAAUACUCCUUCUAUAUCUUCUACAGUAAUUUCCAAUGCCACAUCUCCCUAUUCGACAUUGAUAGUCACUGCAAGUUAUGCCACCACUCCCUUUGCUAGAUCACAAGUAACAAGUCUGGCCACCACUCUAAGACCAACUCCUUCCUCAUCCAGUGCUACUCCAGUGACGACAAGACCAGAAACAACCUCAACUGCAGUCCCAGUAAUCAAUUCUUCAGACACCUCACUUGGAACCGUAUCAAGAGACACCACUUUGGUGACUACUGUCCAAAAUACUUUUACAGGAUGUGGUGCUGUAGUGAAUGCCAUCCGGCUAGAAAAUAUCACUAGCCAGGUUAUCAUUGUGAGUUGGAUGGGAAUCAACCUGAAUCAAGAAAUUCAGUACAUAGUGAAGUUGGUGUCUUAUUCAUCCUCAAUCCAGAACGAGACCUCAGUCACCAAAGCUGUUUUCUCAGACCUUACUCCAGCAACCAUGUACACUCUCACUAUUGAGUACUUAUCCUGUGGCGUCAAGAAAAACAUUUCAAUAGACGUAGUCACAACUGGAAAGGUCUAUGAAUGUUCCACUCGAAUUCCGAGUGGAGAGUUUUUCUCUGAUUAUUUAAAUCAAUCCAGCAGCCUUUAUAAAGACUUUGUGAUCAAUUUCACCAUCCAGGUUGAGACUAAUCUCCCAAAACAAUACCAGGACCUUAUAAGUGCUCAACAAAUGAUGGUGAUUGUGAGAGAUGUUCGCCAAGGAAGUGUGAUCGUUGACUUUGAUCUGGUGACUGCUUUCGAUGUUAACCUAUCAACGUCUGAUGUCAGGACGAGUGUCAUCAAUGCCCUGAACUUAUCUACACUCAGAGUAGAUCUCAAUAGUACCCAUGUUCAAGAUGCAAAUCUCUGCCAACGAGGAAAUUACGCAUGCUCACAAAAUGCCAGUUGUGUCACAGAGGGACCUUCAUAUUCCUGUAAAUGUCAGGUGGGAUUGUACAGUGAAAACCCUGCCUUGCCUGGUACUGCCUGCAUGAUCACUUCAAGUAAUGCCACCACUCCCUCAACUUCAUUCACAGUCUCUUCAAGUGAUGCCAUAACUCUCCCUGCUCCAUCAACAGUCACUUCAGGAGUUCCCCAAAUAUCAAUGGCCCCAGCUGAAGGCUGGAAAGUAGCAACCAUAGUCCUUGGAGUUCUGCUGGGCUUCAUUUUGUUAGUUGUGGUUUUUGCUUUGAUCAUGACUGCACUGAGAUCAACUAACAGGAUCAUGUCAUACAACAUCCAUCAGCCAGAGGACAACAUACAGGUGGUGUCCACUGACUACAUACAUAAACACUAUUCUAACUGUGUGUAGUUUCCAUUUUGUCCCUCAAGAAAAGGGGAUAACAUUUUUUUUUGGGUGAAAACAUUUACUAUUAGACUUUUGGACCCCUGAAGGGCUAGUAUUUGUGUAUGCAACUAAGCUAAGUGGAUUUUGGCUUUCUUUCUUAAUUUGACUAAUGUAAAGGUGAA